CAUACUUAUAACAGAAUUGUGAUGAUGAUGAUGAUGAACUUUUGAAUUAGUAGACUACAUUCGACACACCGGAAGGAAAUGAUUCUGUUGCAUUGGAUCUUAGCUCGAUGGGAAAAGGCGAGGCUUGGGUUAAUGGACAAAGCAUUGGUCGUUAUUGGAUUAUGUUUCAUGAUUCCAAGGGCAAACCCUCACAAUCACUAUAUCAUGUGACUCGGUCUUUCCUUAAAGACAAAGCAAACAACACUUUGGUUUUGGUGGAGGAAGGUGGUGGGAACCCUCUUCAUAUCUCCAUCAACACUGUUUCAGCACUCACAGAUUUACAUGAUAACUUUUCUAAAUUAUCACUCCCUUCCUCCGUUUAGUAUUGUUUAUCAUAAAGAAAGA
Messenger RNA from Lotus japonicus, 384 nucleotides. Its product is annotated as beta-galactosidase 7-like. The coding region runs from base 108 to 362 and encodes 84 amino acids. Gene Ontology annotation, biological process: carbohydrate metabolic process. The transcript is spliced from 2 exons. Gene Ontology annotation, molecular function: beta-galactosidase activity. The record is from RefSeq and is a predicted model, not a curated record. Lineage: Eukaryota; Viridiplantae; Streptophyta; Magnoliopsida; Fabales; Fabaceae. Gene Ontology annotation, cellular component: vacuole; cell wall.